AUGGAAGACAACUGGUACCUCAACCGCGAUGCUUCUCGCAGAAAUCUUCCAUCCAGCUCAGAGACCCACGUAACUGAUGAAGUCGACCUUCUAUCACCAGGUUUUGUCACAACCCCACCUCCUCGCCCAUCCCCUACCCCAGCAACUAUGGGUCCUCCUCCUCCUCCUCGUCCAUCUCCACCUCUAGCAGCUAGGCCAAAGCCAAACGGGUAUGUUUGUCCUCCAGAGGGUAUCAAUGGGCACCACAUCCACCCUUUCUUCACCCCCCCUCCUUGUCUCGGUCCUAUUGAGCUGGCCCUGCGCCCCAAGCCAUUGGCUUUGCAAGGCGCGCAGACGUCCUCCAUUGCUCUGCCCGCCGUCCAGCAAGAACAGGGCUGUGAUACCGUUGCCAAACCUGCAUUUGACAAUAAUGCCCAGCCAGAGGGUACCAAACCUUCCUCGAACGACGGUCCUUCUGCCAGCACUCCGGACUCAGGCACCUCUACUGGACAGGCCACCGAUAGCCACACCGAAGAGGAGGGUGCCAGCGCUAUUACCUCGUCUUUGGAUGCGGCAAAACACGAAAAUCUAUUGUUGUUCCAGCGCAGUAGAUUUUACAUAGCGCCUCGCGACUCCAGCUAUUAUCAACAACAGUCCCGGCGUUAG
Molecule: messenger RNA, 645 nt
Organism: Venustampulla echinocandica
Lineage: Eukaryota; Fungi; Ascomycota; Leotiomycetes; Helotiales; Pleuroascaceae
Exons: 1
Coding region: 1-645 (214 amino acids)
Source: RefSeq, a predicted model, not a curated record